CCGCCCUGCCCUUGGGGAACGGGAGAGGGGGCGGGAGAGGCUUUCUGGGGCUUCAUCAAAGAACUUGUAUUUUUCUGAGAACGAUGCUCCCAGACCCUGGGGUGUGCCCUUCUCUGGCAAAAGUCGGAGCCCCUAGAUGUGUCUCGGAGUCAUCCUGCCGCCGGAUUCUGGUGUCCGCCCGCUUAGCGGGAGUGGGCCUGCUGAUAGCCUUUCUUAGCUCGCUCGGCUGCGUGGUACGGGCCCCAGGUGUGGGCAUGAACAUGGCAGAGGGGGACACCCUGAUAUCAGUGGAUUAUGAAAUUUUUGGGAAGGUCCAAGGGGUGUUUUUCCGCAAGUACACUCAGGCUGAGGGAAAAAAGCUGGGAUUAGUUGGCUGGGUCCAGAACACUGAUGAGGGCACCGUGCAAGGACAGUUGCAAGGUCCUAUCUCCAAAGUGCGUCAUAUGCAGGAAUGGCUUGAGACAAAAGGAAGUCCCAAAUCACACAUCGACAGAGCAAACUUCAGGAAUGAGAAAGUCAUAGUAAAGUUGGAUUACUCAGAUUUCCAGAUUGUGAAAUAAUGGCUUGAAUUUAAAUUUUCUAAGAUAAACUCAACUGGUUUUGUUUUUAUUGUUAAUAUUGAUCUAGUCUGUGUUCAGUAUUAGAUUUGGUCAGUAAGUUAUGUUAGUAUCAGAUAUUUGAAUUUUACUUUAUAUUAUAUGUAUGAUAGAUGACCAACUCUACACAAUUCUAAAUAAAUAAAAAUGCAUUAGAACCUUU
Messenger RNA from Neogale vison (American mink), 759 nucleotides. It is a transcript of the gene ACYP1, whose product is annotated as acylphosphatase 1. Gene Ontology annotation, molecular function: acylphosphatase activity. The record is from RefSeq and is a predicted model, not a curated record. The coding region runs from base 84 to 560 and encodes 158 amino acids. Lineage: Eukaryota; Metazoa; Chordata; Mammalia; Carnivora; Mustelidae. The transcript has 3 exons.